UUUGUAUGGGGAGGGGGCGGCGGCGGUGGCGGAGUCGUGCAUGGCUUUGAGGAAGGGGCAGCUCAUUGGCGGGACAAAGAUCGCCUACGCGGUGUAGCGGUGCAGGCGGCUUCAUGGCGGAGGCCGCGGCCAUGAGCGGCGGCCGCGGCGAGCGGGUGCCAGAGCAGCCUCAGCGGGCGGAGAACAGCAGCGGCCUCUCCGACGGGGAGAACCGAGCUGCAGCCUUGGCCGCCGACGCGGAGAACGCCACACAAAAUGGCGGCCGCCCUGAGAGGAGCAGGAGCGACGAGGAGCCGCAGUUCGGGGCCGCCGGCGAGGGCAGGGGAUCCCCGCGCCGGGACCACCGCAAGGGCAGCGGCCCAGAGCAGCAGCCCCAGUAUAGCGAUGGGCUCCCCAGAGCCUCCGAAGACAACAUGCCCCUUAAGAAAAACUUUCAGAUCCCCAGGAAGAGCAAAGAAAAGAAAGCUCUUUUUCAGCGAGUAGCAGCAGGAACUCGUGAAUUUCAAGAGAUUGUGAACAUUUUGCAUUCAUCUUACUUGGAAAACCAUUCAAAGGACAAUUUCACCUACGAAAAAGCCUGUUUGGUUCAUAGUGAACUGUUGGAGAAGGAGUUCAUAGAGAAACGAAGAGAAUUGAAACAAGAUGGCCGAUCAGAAAAAGAGCUAGAGGAAACAUUUGCAUUUCUAAAGGUUGACCGUGAGAUGGUGCAAAACAUAUGUGAAAAUGGCUUGCAGGUGGGCCAUUCAAAGAUAACAAUUCUUGGCAACUCUUCCCUAGGUGUAUAUCUUUCUAGGUAUGCUGAUUUAUUGCAAGCUAAUCCUCUGGAGGCCAAAGCAGUGGGCGAUAUUAUUAUUUUUAAAGUAAUAAAAGGAAGAACGAAGGCAGUACACGGUAACCUUCCAGUGAAAUCAAUGGAAUCAACUGUUAAAAGUGGAUUAGACCCUACACCAAAGCAUGAUUGCCAUGUUUUAAAGACUGCAGACAAUAUCCAUGCCCUCCUAUCUUACAGAGCAUAUGAGCGCACACAGUAUUAUUUCUAUGAAUACUACUUUGAUGAGAUCAGACCAAGACCAAGACCAAGGCACGUGUGUCCAUUUGCUGCUGUAUCAUUUUCUUACAGUGAUGAAAAGGUACCAAAGUAUUUGUCACAAGCAAGAACAAAGAUUUCUAAUGUGGAUAAAAGCACUGAUAAGGCAACCUACACCUUAUGGAAAGGGCAGCUUUUAAACAGAGGGACGCUUGUAUGCCAUGCUGCUUUGAAAUCAGAAAUGCGUCCUUUGCUUCCCUGCAAACUACCUGAAAAGCUCGAUGUUGACUUGGUUAUGAACAUUGAACACUUAAAGCAUGUCUUUCCACGAGUGUUUCAGAAAGAAAUAUAUUCAGGAGAAAGGGAAGAGUUCAGGAAUGGAAUGUAUUGCAGUCUGUAUGAAGUUGUGGAAAAGUCUAGAUCAGGAAGUAAUUUGGAAGGUUUACUUCAAAAGCUAGAGACAGACAAACUAGUUAUUGUAAAACCACUUGUAGACAGGGGAUAUCUCUUGCUGCUUUCUUCUUAUCAAAUGGCUUCCCCAUAUGACAGCCGAAAGCCUCACAUUCUGCAGGCAUUGUUUCUAUUUCGGAAACCUAGAGGGGUUGUGACUUCAAUUCUAAAAAAUGAACAGAAAAGUGCAAAUACGUUAUUAACGCAGGAAGCCCAUGUGGUUAUGCCGGAAUUUACAAGAUUUAUUCAGUCGCUACAUUAUGGUUUUAUUCAUUCUCGUAAAGACCCUAAAGCUGACUUAAAUACUGCGGUGGAAAAGCAUAUAAAUGAUUAUCUGAAGCGAAACAUUAAAUUUACUUUAUAUAAUUAUAGCACAGUCUUGGAUGAGAAAAAGCACCUAUAUCCUGCACCAAAAAACAAAUCCAAUAUUGAAAGCGCCUUACACAACUACAUUUUUGGUUCUGAAACCUACCAGAUUUCUGUUUCUAAAGCAAAAAAAAUUAUGGAUGGAAAUCGGAAGCCUCAGCAGUUUAGUCCUAUUUCAGAUUAUGAAGCCACAGAGGAGGAAUCUGACUACAGAAGGAGAAAAGCUAGGAAAAGAAAUGGUUCUAAAAGUGAAACUGUAGUUGCCAAGAGAAAACCUGGUGACCCUGGGGAUUAUGAUCAAGAAAGUAUUAAAGAGUUGAUUAACUUAAUUCAGUGUAGGAAGAAAAAUGUAGAUAGAGACUCUGACACAGAAGACAACAGAAAUGAAAGCAGACUGAAGCAAAAGCUGAAAACUAGUGAGUCCUCAGAAAACGUUUGUCAGUAUGAAGGGGACAGAGCAACUGAAUCGCUUCUUUCAGUUAUACGUAACCUUGGUGGACAUGAUACAGAUUUGAGGCAGCAAAAUGUUGCUAAUACUCCCAGUAAUGACGUAUAUGAUUUCCUAAAGCGGAUUUCAGCAAUGGCUAAGAAGCAAGAUUCCGCAGAAAGCUAUUCAGAGCAACUGGUUGAAUACAACUCAAUUCUACCACAGAUCAAGAACUUACUUAAUGCUUCACAAGUUGAAAAUGUUCAAGUCAAGGACCCUCAAACCCCAAAGUUGGAAGUGAAUGCAUCAUGCUUGCCUUAUUCUUCUGUUGUUUCUGCUUGUGAAGUAGACAUUGAUCAUACCCAACAUUUAAAAGAAACGAGCACUGGAAGUGUAAGUAGCUUUGAUGGUGGUAGCCCAUGUCCUAGCACACCCAUUGAACAGACUUAUCAUAGACAACAUUCUGGCUCAUACAAUGUUGAAUCGACUGAAAUGCACUGGAAGCUGAUUCCAAUCACAGGAGGGGCAGGAAGAGUUCCUGAAGAGCAACUGAGAGAACAUGGAGAUAACCAAACAGGCUUGAAAUCUCGAGAAGAAUCACUGGCUUAUUCACCACCAAAGGAUGCUUCUGAAAAGGACCCCCGAGUAAUAAACAGAAGAAGUUCUGAUUAUCCAUUUGCAUACUCUGCAUGUACAGACACACAGAAGGGAGGAAUAGAAGAGGGAGUACAUACAGGUGAAGAGAAUUUUGAAGAUUGGUGUGAACUUGAGACAGAACACUUUUUGCCAAAUAAGCACUCCAUAACUGGAGUAAUAGAAACAGCAGUAUUGGAAGAAUACAAUCGCUUUACCAAAAAGAUUCAGGAUAUUUUGAAGCAUAAGAAUAUUAUGUAUGUCAGUGCAAUACCCAAACCUGUCCUUUCAGCCCAGGAGAAGGUAAUGAGACUUUCUGAAUAUAUAUGCUUACAGGCAUCAGAUAUUGCUGUCCAGGAAUACAUAGAAAACCUGAGUGAACAGCUCAGCAAUGUUGUUGCAUCGUCAUCUUCGUAUGCUAUCCACAGUGCCCCGUUUACUAGAAGUCCCGGACCACUAAGUGAUUCAGUUACUGACACUGGAUUACAUUUGCCACCAGAAGAGCCAGUAGCUCUUCCAAGUGGUUUUGACAUGCAGCAGUUUCAAGAACCACCAUGUAACAAAUUGGAGGAAGAUUCAAGCAUUAAUGAGCAGAAUCAUUUAGCGAUCUUGGACACAGGAAAAAAACAAAGUUCCGUGAGCACCAACAUAGAAGUGAAGUCGCCAGCUAAUCUAAAUGUGACUGCUGCUGGCCCUGUGCACCAUCCGGAUAAGAUUCCAACGUCUACAGAUAACCUUGCAACCCCACCUGCCUUCAGUGCUAUGAUAAACCAGCUAUCAUUAGAGGACGACAGUUAUUUCAAACGCAUCUUCAAAAUUAUUAAAGAUGUCCAAAAAAAUGUUGUGAAAUUCUACAUUCAUGAAAAACAAGAGAGUGAACUUUGUAAAGAAAUAAAAGCAUAUCUUACUAAACUAGGUAAUACAGAGUGCCACCCUGAGCAAUUCUUGAGAAGGAGAACCGAUAAAGUGGAUAAAUUGCUUAUAAUCAUUCAAAAUGUAGAUAUUCUCAAUAUAAUUCAUAAGAUACCGUGUUUAGUAGCUUUGAAGAGGCUUCCAUGUGUCGAUUUUGCUGGUGUUGACAAUUUGGAUGAUUUGAAAAAUCAUUCUUACCAUGAAUUAUUUGUUUCUGGUGGCUUCCUUGUCUCUGAUGAAUCUGUUCUCAAUCCAGAGUCUGUCACAGUUGAUAAACUUGACAGUUUUUUAAAGUUCCUUGAAGCACUGAGUACUCCAGAUGGGAUGUGGCAAUGGAAAGUUCACUGUAAAAUACAGAAAAAAUUGAAGGAACUUGGCAGAAUGAAUAGAAAUGCCACAAGCUUGCUGACACUUUUGAAUACUUAUCAAAAGAAACACUUGGUUGAGAUUAUGUCAUACCAUAGUUGUGAUUCUCAAACUCGAAAUCCUCCAGACCUGGAUUGUCUUAUAAGACUUCAAGCUGAUAAUGCACGGCGGAGGCACAUUGUCUUCCUGACAGAAAAGAAUGUGUUAACAUUUGCGACGUACGCUGAAAAUGGAAUAGUGGUUACUACAGUAGAUCACUUCAUGCAGAACUUUAAAAGUCUUGUUGGACACCAUAACUCCCAUUCCCCCAUUGAUCAUGAAAGACAAUCAGUUCUUGUAGAAAACGAUGAAAAGGAUGUGGAGGACAUGUCUUUGGAUUCAGGGGAUGAAUCACCACAAAUAGAAGUUUGCAAUGAUGCCUCAAAGUAUGAUUCCCACUUGGAAGCUUGUCAGAUAGAGACCAAAGGAUCUCGUGGAACAGAUUCUAAGCAAAACUCUCAAGCUGUUCUGUUGCUGCCUGCUGAAGGACACAGUCUUCUGACCGAAAAGACUUCUAAAAUUGACAUGCAAGACAUACAACCAAUUACUCCAGUUUCUACAACAUGCUCUAUUGAAGGAGAGAGAAGCAGUUCAGUCCAACAAGUUCCUUUCAGUUCCGUUCAGAGUUAUAACAGACAGUUAAGUGUGCCCCAUCAGUUCAGUCAUUUUAACGUUCUCACUCAUCAGACAUUUCUGGGAGCAGCAUACCCCGUGCCUACAAGCCAGAUCCAAGAAGGUGGGAACUACCUUCUGUCUGCCUACAGCCAGAACAUGGAUAUGGACCAGACUUCAUCUCCCAAUAAUUGGGACAUCAGUUACGAUUCUUCCCGGCUGUAUUCCAAACAAAAUUAAGCAAAGCUGAAAUGUUUUUAUACAUUGUUGUGGACUUUUCUGUUUUAAAAAGUGAAUUAACAGUUUCUAUUCUCUGAACUAAACAUUUCCGAAUUGUUUUCCUGUCUUAUUUAAAUCAUGAUGACCUGUACCAGGUGAACCACCUGAAGUUUGAAAUAAAUAUAUAUUUUUUAACAUUUACUGUACGUGAAUUAACUUGUUUGUUGAUACAUAAGUUUUGUAUUUUAUGUGUAAUUGAGACUUCCAGCUCGAAGUCUGUUUUAAUGUAAACUGAAUGUUUGCCUGAAGCAUAUGUGAAGGCUUCAUUUUUAAAGCAAAGUGUAACAGGAUAUUCAAAUCUCUUUUUCUUUAUCAAAGCUGUUGUGUACAUAUUUUUGACAGUUUUGUACAAAUUCUUUAUACAGCUAUUAAGGCAGUUCUAGUUACUUUACAAAUAUCCUCGGUUGUUGGUUACAGACCUCUGAACAACCAAUGGAUGCAGUUCAUUUUGAAAAUAAAAUAAUCAUCCAUGAGAGACCUAGUAUCAAGUUGCAUUUUGUCUUACCAUCUGUUUCCAGGAAAUAGAUGCAGCAAAAGGUGUAUUCUCAUUUGGGCAAUCUUCCUCUACCAAGUCUAUAGUAAUCUAAAAGGUAUGACAUACUUUAGAUUUUCUAUUUGAAGCCCAAAGCUCAUUUCCCCCCCUUACCAAUAUUAAAGGUAAUCUCAGUUGCAGAUAAGUACUGUAGUGACUGUAGAUUUAGGAGCGUGCUGAAAUAAAUGGUUUUAAGAAUAUAUUCUGCAUGGAGUUGCAGCCUUUAUGGUGUAAUUUUGUGUAGUUUGCCUUGAUAUGUGAUCCUGUGCCCCUGAAUUUGCAAGGAGAUUUUGUCUUAGGGUUCCAUGGCUGUGAGAUGUAGUUACAGGCAUCAUAAGAUGCUGUAUAUAAGAACUUUGCACUUUAUGUGGUAUAUGAAAUUGGCUCUUCCCCCUCAGCAGAUGUGUGACAUCUGCAACAUAUUGUGAUGCUUAUAAUGCAAUAUAGUACCGUCAGUGUGCAUAAUAUUUUAGAAGAUGAUUCAUGUUUUGAAUUACAUGCCAUGUUAGUUACCAUAAAAUGUCACCUGAAGUGGUGUUCAAUAAAAACAAAAAGAAUCUAAACGAAAGCAAUGUAAGCUAUAUAUUUACUUGAAUGGAAUGCUGGAAUAGUAGCAGAUAAUUUUAUAAUUUUAAAUUAGUUAAGAUACAAAACCUUAGAGACAUAUUUAUAAGUUGGAUGGAGCACAGCAAACAUAAUGGCUGAAUCUUGGAUUUGGACACAAGGGUGGAAGAUUCAAGUGGAGUGGCCCGGAAGAUAGUGGGAAAGGUGAAACAUUUGACAUCUUAUGUUUAAACUGGUACAGUCAUACCUCGGGUUAAGUAUGCUUCAGGUUGAGUACUUCAAGUUAAGUACUCUGCGGACCCAUCUGGAAUGGAUUAAUCCACUUUCCAUUACUUUCAAUGGGAAAGUUCGCUUCAGGUUAAGUAUUGGAACCAAUUAAGUACUUAACCUGUGGUACCACUGUAUUUAGGAAGUGGAGUAAAGAAUAUGUUUAUAGCUGAGGAUGUUGCUGGACUACAACUCCCAGCAUCACUAACCAUUAGCUAUGCUGGCUGAGAAUGAUGGGAGUUAUAGUUAAACAGCCUCUGGAGGGCACCAUUUUGGCUACCCCCAGUGUAGAGAAAUCGAGGCUUAGAGUCACUUUGAUGGUAGCAGCUCUUGUUUUGCAGUAGCUCAAUGUUGAAGGGACUUCUUGUCAGCUUCUCUUCCUCUUUCAUUUGGUUUGGUUGUAUCUGGUAAUGAGUAGUAUAUGCCUUUAGUGUACUCAGUAGAAAGUUGAUAUUGUCUUUGUAUUUAGCCAUGAGCACAACUUGGUCCUAAGUGUUACAGGAACAUUGGCAAGCAAAUGUAGUGAAAAUGACUUUUCUGAUUAUCAAACCUUGAUGGCUACCGCCUCUUAGUAAUUAUUAAGUGAAAUUCCCCAAAGCCUGCUUUGUUGGCAGACUCUGAAACUGAUCUAGUCUCAUUUGGGCAAAUUUCAGAACAUCUUGGAUCUUGUACGCUGCAUAACCACAUGCAACUUUUUAUAUACAAAUAUUCAACUGUUUAGCUCAGAUUGACAUGCAUAUCUGUACACUACCGGUGACUCAAUUUACCCAGGGGUUAAAUUCUGGGGAUACCACAUAAAGCCAAAAUAGUGUGAAGUCAAAACACAUUGGUUACAGUGGCAGGUGGGAUUGCCAGAACUACCCCUUCCCGCAAUGCCCGUCCCCAUGCCCUCUUUUAUUUUUAUUUUUUAAAUUUUGGCAUGUGUGCAAAGCUGAACCUGCACAAGUUAAAUGUGUGUGAGUAGCGAGUUGCCUGUAUUUGCAUUUUUUGAUGCAGGUGCAGAUUUAUUUAUUUAUUUGGUAUGGGAUCAUUUUGCAUGUUCUUCAGUAAAAAUGUUGAAAUGAAGCAUGGCUCAAAUUAAUUCUGGAACUUCAGAAUUGCAAUGAGCAUUCCUUAAAUAUAGUCACUGUUAAUGUGUGAAAGUAGAACACAAUUUAGUUUUUCUAUAAUGUACACCUUUCUAACAGCUGUUUUAUUUGUGGUAUAAUAGUCUGCUUUAUUUAACUGAUCACUUCUAGACACAAGGCCUGCAGUUAGUGGCAGUGUGUUUUAAUCUUUGAGGUGCUUUGGCUAACAGGGAUCUGUUUUCACCAAAAAUUAUUUUAAAAUUUGAUUUCACUUAUCACCCAGCAGUAUUACAAAACCAUUA
This is a messenger RNA of Zootoca vivipara (common lizard), 7843 nucleotides long. RefSeq names its product transcription activation suppressor (gene TASOR). The record is from RefSeq and is a predicted model, not a curated record. Gene Ontology annotation, molecular function: chromatin binding. Gene Ontology annotation, cellular component: heterochromatin; nucleoplasm. NCBI's taxonomy places the organism in Eukaryota, Metazoa, Chordata, Lepidosauria, Squamata, Lacertidae. Gene Ontology annotation, biological process: protein localization to heterochromatin; negative regulation of gene expression, epigenetic.